Fusarium keratoplasticum is the source of this 2127-nucleotide messenger RNA. Its product is annotated as Mitochondrial intermediate peptidase. Gene Ontology annotation, cellular component: mitochondrial intermembrane space. Bases 1 to 2127 code for a protein of 708 amino acids. Gene Ontology annotation, molecular function: metalloendopeptidase activity. NCBI's taxonomy places the organism in Eukaryota, Fungi, Ascomycota, Sordariomycetes, Hypocreales, Nectriaceae. Gene Ontology annotation, biological process: peptide metabolic process; proteolysis. The transcript has 2 exons. The record is from RefSeq and is a predicted model, not a curated record.
AUGACCAGCACCAUGGUUCCCGACAAGUACCGUAACCCUCCGCAGGCGCCGCCGCUGUUCACCGCCACCCCCGAGUCGAUUGCGGCCGACACGAAGAAGCUCUGCGACGUCACCAAGAAUGUCCUAGACUCGGUGGUUGCCGAUGUUCCCGCCGACAAGGCUACCUUUGCCAAAGCUCUUGAGCCUAUCCUGCUGGACGAGAACUUGGCUGCCACCCAGCGACGCAUCUUGACUUUCUAUCACCAUGUUUCCACCAACAAGGAACUGCGAGAUGCCUCCACCGAGUCUGAGAGAGUCUUCAAUGACUUUGGAAUUGAGUGCAACAUGCGAGAGGACGUCUUCAAGGUCGUCGACGGAGCCUUCGCGAACCGAACUUCUGAAGAUCUGAGCAAGGAACAGCUGCAUGUCCUCGAGAAGGAACGACAAAAGUACAUCCGAAACGGUCUGCGUCUUCCUGCCGGCCCCAAGCGAGACAGAUUCAAGGAGAUCCAGAAGCGCCUGAGCGAGCUCGAGAUCCAGUGCCAGACCAACCUCAACGAGGAGAAGGGUGCUAUCUGGUUCACACCCGAGGAGCUUAAGGGUGUCCCUUCUGAUGACAUUGACAUUGACUCUCUCGAGAAGGGAACUGGAGAGAACGAGGGCAAGGUCAAGCUUUCCUUCAAGUACAACCACUACUUCCCCCUCAUCAAGCACGCCGUCAACGCCGACACUCGCCGCAAGUACACCAUUGCGGAAUCUAACAAGGCCAACAUCAACGUGCCAUUGUUCCAGGAAGUCAUCACCCUCCGAGAUGAGGCUGCCCGACUUCUGGGAUACGAAAACCAUGCAGCCCUCCGGAUCGAGGAGAAGAUGGCCAAGGGCCCUGGAGCUGUCAGAGAAUUCCUGGACGAUCUUCGAACUCGGCUGGCUGAGGGCGGAGCAAAGGAGAUUAACAAGCUUUUGGAGUACAAGAAGAAGGACCUUGAGGAGCGUGGCCUCCCAGUUGACGACAACUUCUUCAUGUGGGACACAUCCUUCUACUCGCGUAUUCAGAAGGAGAAGGAGUACAGUGUCGAUGAGACUAAGAUCUCCCAGUACUUCCCGGUUGAGUCGACAUUUGCUGGCAUGCUCAAGAUUUUUGAGGAAAUCUUUGGCUUCGUUUUCGUUGAGCUCAAGCCUGAUGAGCGAGCUCGACUUAGCCCUACUGGCAAGGCCGAGGAUAUUGUGUGGCACGAGGAUGUCUUGAUCUACAGUGUGUGGGAUGACGAGGCUUCAGGUGGCAACUUCUGUGGCUACCUGUACCUGGAUCUGCAUCCCCGUGAUAACAAGUAUGGCCACAAUGCCAACUUCAACCUUGAGCCAGGCUACAUCGCUGAGGAUGGCAAGAAGCACUACCCUGUUACUGCUCUUGUCUGCAACUUCAGCAAGCCUUCCCCUAAGAAGCCUUCGUUGCUCAAGCAUCAUGAGGUUGUGACCCUGUUCCACGAGCUGGGCCACGGCAUCCACGACUUGGCUGGACGUACCCGCUACAGCUACUUCCAUGGAACUUCUACCGUACUGGACUUUGUCGAGGCACCUUCUCAGAUGCUUGAGAACUGGUGCUGGACUCCUAGCGUGCUCAAGUCGCUCUCCAAGCACUGGGAGACUGGCGAACAGAUCCCCGAUGAGCUGAUUGAGAAGCUGGUUUCCACCAAGCGCCUCAACUCAGCCAUUGGUGCUCUGGGUCAGCUGACAAUUGGCAUUUUCGACAUGACUGUGCAUACGCCCGAGUCUCACGAAGCGGUCAAGCAGCUGAACGCUGGUCGGCUGUGGAACGAGCUUCGACACAACAUCUCCGGAACCAAGGGCCCUGAGGACCUUGGACAAGGCCUCGAAUGGGGUAACCGACAUGCUGGUAUUGGCCACUUCAUUGGUGGAUAUGAUGCCGGCUACUAUGGCUACCUCUACUCUGAGGUGUUCUCUCUCGACAUGUUCCACUCGUUCUUUGCGAAGAACCCUAUGAACGGUGAGGAAGGCCGCCGAUAUCGCCACACGGUCCUGGAGAGGGGUGGCAGCAUUCCCGAGAUGGAUUUCUUGAAGGAGUUCCUGGGUAGAGAGCCUAGCUCAGAGGCUUUCUACAAGGAGCUUGGACUUUCGUCAUCUACUUAA